Messenger RNA from Ogataea philodendri, 573 nucleotides. RefSeq lists its product as uncharacterized. The transcript has a single exon. Gene Ontology annotation, molecular function: structural constituent of ribosome. The coding region runs from base 1 to 573 and encodes 190 amino acids. Gene Ontology annotation, cellular component: mitochondrial large ribosomal subunit. Lineage: Eukaryota; Fungi; Ascomycota; Pichiomycetes; Pichiales; Pichiaceae. The record is from RefSeq and is a predicted model, not a curated record.
AUGCUUUCCACAAAGGCCUUGAUGCGGGUCUCGCCUCUGGUUCAGGUGAGGUUUAACUCGACGUCGAUUCCACAGAAGUUAACACAUGUUCCAAACAAAUAUAAUGCGAAGUCUUCCGCUUUCAACAUGAAGCCCCAGCUUCCUGACGGGAUUUUCUAUCACCCUGCACCGUCCGCUCUGGAUCCAGAAAUCACCCCCAAGGCGUUUUUGCCCGACUCCGAUCCUAGAAAGAACUCGGUUGUCUAUUAUCCAGAGGAAAGUGUUCGUGUGGGCGCCCAUGUGAAGAACAUGCCUAUAAUCUCGAAAGCUAGAACACCAAAGAACUAUGGACUAAGUCCCGAGCAAAUCGAGCAAAUCCAGGAGAUGAGAAACAAAGGCAUUCCAAGACGGGAGAUCAGACAUAAGUUUGGUGUUUCGGACCAUUUUAUCAACAUUUGCAGCUCUCCAAACCCAGAGACCGUGGCCAAGUAUCAACAUAAGGUCAACAAGGCUCUCAAGAGAUGGGACGAAAGAACGAAGAUCGCUAAGUUGAUCAAACUCAAACAGGAGGUCACUUGGAAGAGAGAUAUGUAA